CGCUACGGCUCGCCGUCUCCAUCCGCUGAGCUCCACGCUGGUCGAGCAAGCUCUAGAGAGAGAGAGAGAGAGAGAGAGAGAUGGCCAGCAGCGGCGUCGUGGCCGCGGGCGUCGCGGGCGGCGACGUCGUGUUCUGCGUGGCCAUCGCGUGCCUGUCGCUGCUCUCCAUGAUCAUCUUCGCGGCGGCCGGCUCCUCCGCGGGGGGCGGCGGGGGGAAGCGCGGGCGCGCGGGCGGGCCGGUGUUCGUCAGCGGGAAGGGCUGCGGCUGCGGAGCCUGCCGCGCGGGCGCCGGCGUCUGCGGCACCUACCUGGCAUGACCGAGCACGCGCCAACGCAGCCGGCGAUCGGCGCGCGCGCAGGCUCGCCGGCGUGCGCGGUGCUGUACAUACCCACACGCGCACGGCAAGGCACGUGCAAAAAAUAAGCAGCGGGGAGCUUUGCUCCACUAUGCCCAUGGCUGCUGCUGCUCUUGUUUUUCCUUUUCCCUUUGUUUUUUCUAUCUGAGGACAGCCCUGCUUCGAUACCGUCAGCGUUAUUCCUGCUAAAUAUCACGCUGUUAAUAUAAUCAUCUUCACUGCCACUGCUUCUGAUCUGUAUCAUCUAGAAGAAAUCGAUCUUUUUUUUUUGGUGAA
This is a messenger RNA of Panicum virgatum (switchgrass), 632 nucleotides long. RefSeq names its product keratin-associated protein 5-1-like. The record is from RefSeq and is a predicted model, not a curated record. The coding region runs from base 81 to 317 and encodes 78 amino acids. Lineage: Eukaryota; Viridiplantae; Streptophyta; Magnoliopsida; Poales; Poaceae. The transcript has a single exon.